AUGUUAUCGUCCGAUUCUAGUGUCGCGGUUCGUUUCGAUGAAGCCCUAGAUUUGGUUGGCUUUGGCAGGGCUCAGCUGGAGCUGACUCUGCUGUGCUGCGUGAUCGUGAUGUCGAAUAUUUGCGAGACAAUGGGCAUAAGCGUUAUCCUCCCAGCAGCCAGGUGCGAUCUCGGACUUGCGGCCGGUAAUCAGGGUAUUUUAAAUGGUUCAACGUUUCUUGGAAUAGUUAUGUUCUCUUACUUUUCCGGCUACCUAUCCGAUACGCGUGGUCGAAAGAAGAUAAUGCAGUGGUCACUGUUUCUGACGGCAGCUUGUGCGGUGGCCUCUAGUUUGACCAACGACUUUGUAUCACUUUUGACUUUGCGUGUGCUGGCGGGAGUUUGUGCAUCGGCUCCCUCUGCAACGGUUUACGCCUAUUUGGGAGAGUUUUGCACAUCGUCGAAACGAGCCCAGAUGAUUGCAUUCACAGCUAUCUUCGCUAUGGCAACGAUGGUCUACAUCGCACUCACUGGAUGGUGGAUAUUGUCGUACGAUUGGAGCUGGUCGAUAACCUCCUAUUAUCACUUCCGACCGUGGCGUCUAUUGUUUAUUGUGUACACACUACCAGGAGUGGCGGCUGCACUUUUGUUGCAACUUUUUCCGGAAAGUCCCAAGUUUUUCGUUGCUCAAGGCAAGGUCGACAGUGCACUGACCGUACUGCAGCAUUGCUACCGAAAAAAUAAAGGAUCCUUGGAGGGGUUCUCAGUUUCGGCUCUACAAUCAGAAGAAAGUUUUAGUGGAAUUAAACUGGGAGUAUUCCAUUCGUUGUGGCAGCAGACUGCUCCACUGUUCAAAUGGCCUUUGCUGCUUUACUUCAGCGUAUGUUGCCUGCAGCAAAUCAGUGCUUUCGCAAUAUAUGGAGGACUUGGUUUGUGGUAUCCACAAAUAAUGAAUGAGGUUAGCUCGGGCGGGUCUGAUCUCAAUAUGUGCUGGAUCGUGGAAAGUGGCAGUCCUGCCAAUGUUUCUCAGAGUGAAGAUCAAAACAAUGGUUGUUCUACCCACAUCAGCACUGAGACGUUCGUCUACAUAAUCGUACAGGGAAUCGUCGGAGCCGGUUACUCUUUGCUAAUAACGCUUCUUCUGGGGAAAAUUAACCAACGAUUGAUGCUGGUAGCAAACUUUCUGAUAGCUGCCAUCGCUGGAAUAACCCUGCAGUUUGUGACCAAUCGUUAUCUAAUUGUUGUCCUGUUUUGCACCGAAGUGGUACUGGGUGGCCUAUCGAUGGUACUGGUGAAUACGUUAGCCGUUUCGAUAUUUCCCACCUAUGUUCGGGCGAUGGCCAUUUCGCUUAGCAUGAUGAUGGCUAGACUAAGCAGCUUUACAUUCAGUAGCAUAGUCGGGUUUGUGAUGGAAACGAACUGCGUGGCAACGAUGUAUGUCUUUUCGGCCAUCCUGGUGUUCGGGGCUUCGUUGACGGUGUUUCUACCAAGGUAG
Molecule: messenger RNA, 1473 nt
Organism: Sabethes cyaneus
Lineage: Eukaryota; Metazoa; Arthropoda; Insecta; Diptera; Culicidae
Product: synaptic vesicle glycoprotein 2B-like
Exons: 4
Coding region: 1-1473 (490 amino acids)
Biological process (GO): transmembrane transport
Molecular function (GO): transmembrane transporter activity
Source: RefSeq, a predicted model, not a curated record